Messenger RNA from Onychostoma macrolepis, 8879 nucleotides. It is a transcript of the gene nav2b, whose product is annotated as neuron navigator 2b. Bases 492 to 7277 code for a protein of 2261 amino acids. Lineage: Eukaryota; Metazoa; Chordata; Actinopteri; Cypriniformes; Cyprinidae. The record is from RefSeq and is a predicted model, not a curated record. The transcript is spliced from 40 exons. Gene Ontology annotation, biological process: neurogenesis; nervous system development. Gene Ontology annotation, molecular function: protein binding; ATP hydrolysis activity; ATP binding.
GUUCUGUCGGUCUGCUCAUGACGUCAUAGACAACGCCGUUACUUUCCCAGCCGGCUCCGCGUGCAAAAUCCGAAAGAAGAGUUGCACCGGUUUUGUAAACCAAAUGGAAGUGGGAUAAAACGUACCACGGUGGCAGAGAAUCUCCAACAUGACAGCUCUAUGAAACGUGACAUUAGAUGCUCACUCGUGCAUCACUGGUAUAAAAAAAAAAAAGGACUUUCUAGGACUGAGACACCCUCAGCAAGUUACAUUACUCUUCACUUGGGAUCAUGAACCAAAGAUCUGUGUUUGCUGAUCCUUCAACUAUGGUUGUGCUGGACCGAUCCACUGAGCAGCCGAGAAGCCAAAAUGAAGGUUAGCAGUCGUUUGAUUGUAGCUUUAAUGACCAAAUUUAAUGUCUGAUCAGGAGGAUCAAGGAAUAUCUUGAUCGAGGAAUAUCCCGCACGUUUCGGAGUGUAAAUUUGUUUGGGUGCCCUGGGGUUUCCGAUAUAAUGGAGGUAGGUUCAGAGACAUGCCAGCACCUCUGUCCUCAUCACCAGCAACAGCAGCUUCAGCAGAAGAGGAAGACUGUCACCCAUGCUCUCGAAGACCAGAAAAAAAUUUAUACAGAUUGGGCCAACCACUACCUAGCCAAGUCCGGACACACACGCCUGAUUAAAGACCUCCAACAGGAUGUUGCCGAUGGCGUUUUGUUGGCAGAAAUCAUUCAGGUUGUAGCAAAUGAGAAGAUCGCCGAUAUCAACGGAUUCCCAGAGAGUCGCUCUCAAAUGAUUGGGAACAUUGAUGCCUGUCUGGGCUUCCUGGCUGCUAAAGGGGUGAAUAUAAAGGGACUUUGCGCUGAAGAGAUCCGCAAUGGCAAUCUGAAGGCCAUUUUAGGCUUGUUCUUCACUCUGUCACGUUUCCGGCAGCAGCAGCAGACUUUGAAACAGGCCUCCAGCAAUGUUCAGUUGCUCCAGAACAACCAGACCCACCGAUGCUCCAGUCCUGCCCUGCCUCCUCACAGUCCUCCCUGUAGCUCUCCCUGUCCUUCUCCCAUCCACCAACACUACACCGUCUCCCCAUGUGCACAGAAACCACAGACAGACCUACAGUCCAGUCAUCCCUCGAAAGGCUCCAAUCAGAAAGCUGUCAAACUCUCAGUUGCUCAGAAAAAGAACUCUAGGCUUCCAAGGGCGGGUGGAGAGAGUAAACCUCGAACCUCAAACACCAACAGACGCAGCCAAAGCUUCAACCAAUGUGACCGAUUAAAGCCGUCAAUCUCUGCCUGCGCUCAUGAAAGAGAGAAAACCACACCAUCACCCAUAAUGGUUGAUCAUGGACCAAUCAGCUCUUCUAUUCCUCCACCCAGCUGCACCAGCACCUCUAAACCCUGGAGAAGCAAGUCGCUCAGUGCAAAACACACUGCUACAUCCUCCAUGGUCACGGUUAAACAACCACCUCCUGAUUCUCUUGAGGUUCCGCCUAAGGUGAUCGCCCAGAAGUCCAUGCUGGAAAAACUCAAGCUCUUCAACAGCAAAACGGGUUCCAGAACCUCCAAGGUUGUCAGUACAGAAGAUGUCAGUGCUGUAGAACCAGAAGAAAGCCAGAUUUGCCCCAUACACCCUGAAGCCCACCAUGGAAACCAAAGGCCUGUCACUCCCAGCAGUUCUGGUAGCUCAAGUCCCAAGCUAGCUCUGAAGGGCAUUGCACAGUUGACGCUCGGAAGGGCUUUAGCACCCAAAAUAGCCUCGGCAAAAGCAACCGAAAAAGUUAAAGAGAAGUCAAAGCCUAAAGAGAAAGACAAGCUCAAACAGCUUCCUGUUACAGAACCUGAACAUCUAAAAGGAGAUACCAAAACCGAUGGACAUGUUACACCCGAGACUAAGAAGUCUGUUCCCAAAGGAAGCAAAGCCAAAUCAGCUAUGAGUGGGAUUCCUAAACCAAGCCAGGGAGGAAAGGCUUCAGCUGCAAAUAAGACUGUAGCAUCGCCCCCUUGUGGUGCGGAGGGAGAACGGUUACGGAAUGGAAAGAUAGGAGGUCUGUCUGUGCAUAAAGGGCAGAAAGACAAUAGAAACUACAGCUCUACUUCUAGCUUACCAUUUCCAGAGGGGAAAAGUUGCCAAGAUCUCACUCUUGGUGCUCAGAUCCAUUCAACAGCCAGCAAUAUGGUCAGUGUACAACUUCCACAGCUCCAACAACAAUACAACCAUCCCAACACGGCCACUGUCGCCCCAUUCAUGUACAGUCUAUACAGUAGGUCUCAAACAGAAAUUGAUAAGACUGGGCUUAUGGCAGGAGUGGAGGAAAGGAGAGAACGAACAGGCCUGUGCAGCAAAUCCAUCCAUACUUCUCUGGAGAACCUGACAGGUGAGGACUCUGAAACCAAGAGGCUACGUACUGUGAAAAACAUCGCUGAUCUGAGGCAAAACCUAGAAGAAACCAUGUCCAGUCUACGGGGGACGACUCAUUUCAGUCACAGCACCCUUGAGACGACCUUUGACAGCACCGUAACUACUGAGAUCAAUGGGAGGGCUUUGCUUGCCCUCAGUUCCCGCCCUGCUUCUGCAUUGCCAUGGCGACUGGGCUCAUCAAGCCCUCGCCUUCAAGCUGGUGAUGCCCCCUCUUCAGGAAACGCAUUCGUACAGCAUGGCGGUGGAUGUGGGCGGCACACACACAGGCAUCAGACCUGCACGCACAACGGAGUCCUCUGCGGCCUUGAACUCUCAGAGAAGGUGGAGGAGCUGGAGGGCGUCGGCAUGGAAACAGCAGGGUACAUGAGUGACGGAGACGUCCUGGGCAAGAGCAUGAAGAUGGAUACUGUCACCAGUGGAUACAUGACAGACGGAGGUCUCAACCUGUACUCCAGAAGGGUUAACCGGGUCUCAGAUGGAAUGAACAGCGUGAGAGGGACCGCUCACCACUUUAAUCCCAAGAGUCAAGAUGAUACUGAUAGUUGGGACGACAGCAGCUCAGUCAGCAGCGGGAUCAGUGACACCUUGGACACAGAUGACCUCAACACCAGCUCGUCCCUUAGCUCCUACGUCAACACCCCAUCUGUCCCACACAGAGACGUGGAUGAACAGCUCCAGACGGAUGCAGAGAAGCACUCUGCAGUGAAACACAACCCCAACUGGUCCAACAACGACCUUAAACGUUCAGAAGGCAGCACUGACGGUGCCAACAAAAUGGAGACCACAACUAAAUGGAAUCACAGGUCCUCAGAUUUCUCAGAUGAAUCAGAACGGAGCUUGAUGGGUCGCAAGACACCUACAAUUUCUCAGACAGGCUCUUGGAGGCGGGGAAUGACCGCCCAGGUGGGCAUCACCUCUCCACGGACAAAAUCUACAAUACCUACGAACUGCAGCUCACUCAAGACACAUGGUAAGACCGAUGACGCCAAGGUGUCAGAGAAAGGACGUUCCAAUGGAACCCACUCCACAACUGUUGAUGACACCAAGAAACCUCCCCUCAGUUCGACCUCACGCACCCCAACCAGCACUUUUGGCUUCAAGAAGGCUCCGGGCGCUAUGGCAACAAUAACCGCAAGUGGAGCUGUGGUAACUAGUGGCUCUGCGACAGUGGGCAGGAUACCUAAAUCAGUUGGGUUUUCUGGGACUCGAAUUGUGAGUCGUCAGACGACUGUUGAUGAUGGAUACCUUCCUCCAAGUGCUCGGAUGACUCUUCAGUACCGUAGUUUACCAAGGCCUAGUCGUACAGGCACGGCUCGCUUUUCUAACCGCUCCAACAACUCAAGCCUUGAUGCUAGUUUUUGCAAUAAAGGUACCGCCACACUUCCCAAUCCUAAGAGUCGCAACUUAGUCAAGUCUCCAAUUGGAACUACUAACCAGACAGACCGAGAGAAGGGUAUCUUUUCUGAUGUGGAGAGCCAGGUACUUAAGACUAGCACAACUACCCAGACGGGGUGCCAAGCUGGACGGCAAGCAGGAGGAAAGUAUUCAGAAAUGUCCUCGCCAACCCUUCGUAGACUCUUUGGUAGCAAAUCUUGCAACAAGCAAGCUCCGGUCACCACCAUGGAGAACAUGAAGAACUCCACCAUCAUCUCCAAUCCUCAUGCCACGUCCAUCCAGCAGAAUGGUUCUGUAAAUACACCGUCUGUCGCCAGUGGAGGCAGCGGCCCAGUUUAUAGUGACAGCCUGACGAUGCCCUCUGGGGGUCAUGGAGAGCAGACCCUUUCCUCUAUGACCUCCAGCCCAGGAUCAGCUUUCUCUCCUUGGGGAGGCAGGGAUGGCUCCAAUCACAUCAGUAGUGACUCCAUUGAUGUUUCCUUGGGAAAGGAAGAUUUAUGUCUUAAUCGGACCAACAGCACCCGAAAUGGCCUCUCAGACAGCCCUCACUCCUCCCCCUCUGCUAGCCCUAAAUUUACCCGCAACACACUCCCACGGAAAGAGGACAGGUAUGGCCAUGUGCCUCAGGUCAAAGGUCAUGAAGAGGCUCGUGAUUGGCUACGUUCUCCCUCAGCUGUUGGGCCCCAAGAUUCAAUUGGCUCUUCCCCCUAUACCCCUGCCUCUACACUCAUCUCGCCUUCCGGCACACGCUUCAACUUUAGCACACUUGGCAGCCCCACCACAGCUUCUCAGAUAGCAACUUUGCGCGGCACCAACGGUCAAGGCAAUCACGACAACCUGUGCGACCCCUACAGCGAUCCACGUCUGAGGAACUCCUCAAUGAGCCUGGAGGAAAAAAACCGCGCUAUGAGCAGCUCCGGAUCGUUCCGUGAGGGCCUGGAGGAAGUUCAUGGCUCAUCUUUGUCUCUAGUCUCUAGCACAUCGUCGGCUUACUCUACGCCUGAGGAAAAGGCUCAAACGGAGAUCCGUAAGCUGCGGAGGGAACUGGACGCGUCACAGGAGAAGGUCUCGGCGCUCACAACACAGCUCAGUGCCAAUGCUCACCUUGUGGCAGCUUUUGAGCAGAGUUUAGGAAACAUGACCAUCCGGCUGCAGAGCCUGACGACGACGGCAGAACAGAAGGACUCAGAGCUGAAUGACUUGAGGAAGACCAUUGAGCUCCUUCAGAAGCAGAACUCAGCGACUCAAGCCACCAUCAAUGGAGUCAUUAACACACCAGACCCAACAUUAACAAACCGCAAGGUUUCUCUUGAUUCUGUCAACGGGUCGCCUCAGUCCCAGCGAGAGUUGCGUAUCCACAGGCAGCCCUCAUCGGACAGCGUCUCCAGCAUGACCAGCGCCACCAGCCACUCCAGCAUUGGCAGCAACCUGGAGCUGGAUGCUAAGAAUAAGAAGAAGAAGACAAACUGGCUGCGGAGCUCCUUUAAACAAGCAUUCGGGAAGAAAAAGUCUCCUAAAUCGGCGUCUUCUCACUCGGACAUUGAAGAGAUGACAGACUCUUCUCUGCCAUCUUCACCCAAACUCCCCUAUAACGGCUCAACGGCAUCUUCUCCCAUGAUACGCAACUCCCACUCCAACUCCCUUCCUCAACUGUCCUCGCUGCCUGCACUUGGGCCUGUCUGGGGCUGUAGCAGCAAGUCCAUGAGGUCUGCCUCACUGGCACGGAUUUCAGAGUGUACGGACAGUGAGGCUGAAACAGUCAUGCAGUUGCGCAGUGAACUGCGUGAUAAAGAAAUGAAACUCACAGACAUCAGAUUGGAGGCUCUCAGCUCCGCCCACCAAUUGGACCAACUACGAGAAUCCAUGAACCGCAUGCAAAUUGAGAUUGAGAGGCUGAAAGUGGAGAAUGACAGAUUAAAGAUGGAGAGCCGAGGCAGUAGUAGCAGAGCUCCUUCUCAGAUGUCCAUCUCCCCUACUUCUGUGGGCCUUUCUUCUCAACUCAGCCUCACAGAAUCCACCAGCUUAGAUAUGUUGCUAGAAGACAGUGGAGAUGGAAGUUCCUGGAAAGAGGGACAGCAUGUGAAGGUUGUGGUCAGUCUGGAGAAAGAUCCAGAGUGGAAAGAGGAGUGCAGACCUUCCCAGUUCUUGCUGGGCUGCAUUGGUGUCAGUGGAAAAAGCAAAUGGGAUGUCCUAGAUGGUGUAGUCAGACGACUCUUUAAGGAAUAUAUCAUCUACGUAGAUCCUGUCACACAGUUGGGUCUGAACACUGACAGUGUGAUGGAGUACAGCAUUGCAGACAUCCAUCGCGCCAGUGAUGCAGAUACACCAGAACUUCUGCCAUGCGGUUAUCUUGUGGGAGAAAGCAAUACCAUCUCUGUCAAGCUGAAAGACUUGUCUGUCAAUAGUGAGGACAGUUUGGCGUUCGAGACACUCAUUCCGAAGCCAGUUCUGCAGCGAUACAUCUCUCAGCUGGAGGAGCACAGACGAAUCAUCUUUUCAGGGCCUUCUGGCACAGGGAAGAGCUUUCUAGCCAGCAGACUGGCCGAGUACAUGGUCCUAAAAGAGGGAAAACAGCUGGAACAUCAAGCAAUUGCCACUUUCAAUGUUGAUAACAAAACUACUAAGGAACUGAAGCAGUACUUGUCCAACCUGGCAGACCAGUGUAAAACCAGUGUACGUGCUGUUGACAUACCUGUGGUGCUUAUACUAGAUAACCUUCACCAUGUCACCUCACUAGCCGAGAUUUUCAACGGCCUGCUCAACUGCAAGAACCACCAGUGUCCUUACAUUAUUGGAACCAUGAAUCAAACCCCAUCACCCACUCCAAAUCUACAGCUUCAUCAUAAUUUCAGAUGGGUUUUGUGUGCCAAUCAUAUGGAGCCACUGAAAGGUUUUCUGGGUCGGUACCUGCGACGGAAGCUUCUAGAAACCGAGAUCAGCAGCCGUGUGAGGAACGGCGAGCUAGUUAAGAUUAUUGAGUGGAUCCCAUGUGUUUGGCAUCAUCUCAACCGCUUCCUGGAAACACAUAGUUCUUCUGAUGUCACAAUCGGACCUCGACUCUUUUUGUCCUGCCCAAUGGAUGUUGAAGGCUCAAGAGUGUGGUUCACUGAUCUGUGGAACUACUCCAUCAUCCCCUAUAUGCUGGAGGCUGUCAGAGAAGGGCUGCAGAUGUAUGGGCGUAAGGCAGCAUGGGAGGACCCCGCGAAGUGGGUGAUGGAGAGCUUCCCUUGGGUGGCAAGUCCACAGCAACACGAGUGGCAUUCCCUGCUGCGACUUCGGCCAGAGGACAUAGGGUUCGACGGGUACAGUAUAUCUCAGGAGGGCAGUCCAGGCAAGCAGCCUGCUCAGGGAAAAUCAGAAGAAGACCCACUGAUGAAUAUGUUAAUGAGGUUGAAGGAGACGGCUCACUGCGCAGGGACAGAGAGCUACGACAGUGAUUCCACCAACAACAGUCACCAAGAUGACACGCUGGACUCUUCUGAGACUUUUUAAUAUCAGACUCAGCUUCUUUUAUAUGAAUCUACAAGGUGCUGGUAACCUGUAAAACAGGGUGCUGGAAACCCUGAAAAAUCAUUAUAGUCACAUCACAGCCUAAUCAUCGCCUGAAAUGCAAGAAAAAAGUUUAAUAUUCAUCAAAGAUCGUCAUUUCCUGAAAUGGACACUUGAUGGCGGUAUAAAUGUGUUCAAAAAGGAGAUAAUCCUAGUUGAGAUGUAGCAACUCCAAGACUUGCCAAUUCAUGUUUAUUUUCAGUCAUAUAUUAAAUUUUCUAAGUAGUGUCUAAUGUUGGGUGACUUUUAUGUACUAGUGAACAACUUUGGUGCUGAACUUUAUAUUAAUGCCUUACAAAACCUGUUGAGACAGGCUAGCUUAUGUCUUAAAGAUCUGUAACUUUAUACAAAUGCAAGUAAUGCAAAGACAUUAUAGCCUUCCAAUGGUGCACUGUCUGUGGGACCUAACAGAGAUAUAUAGUAUAUAUAACCACUGUAUUGUGGUUGCUUUUCACCAACAAAAAAGUGUUUUGGUAACACUUGCAUAACAUAAAGAGCUGUUUGGAAAAGUAUUGAUAAUAUUAAAGCAAAUUUUGUGCCAGGAGCAUAGUUUGUGCCUCUUUAUCUAGUACAAUAUUCUCUAUGCAAUAUUGUUACAUUCAAAGAAUAUUUAACUUCAUCACAACAGAAUUUCUGGUAAAAUUUUAGUUAAUAACAGAAAAGGUUUUACCAAACAGUCUCAAUGCAUAAAAACUAUUACGGAUAAGAUAAUGGCAUUAUUGCAAUACUGCUGAUAUCAGGAAGACUUGAAACCAAAACUUACCACACUUUUAUAGAUUCUUAGAAGUCUACAAGGACAGCUGCAGAACAUGAGUCUGCUUUGUUCAGUGUGAGAGUAUGUUUAUCUAAAAAUACGUGUUAAGGGGAGAAAGAAUGAGAUGAAAUUAUGUGAAUCAUUAAGGUCUGAAGAUCUUGGGGUCGUUAUACAUUCAAAAUGAUUUGGCACAAGGAUCUGUGUGAUGUGCUUUAGUCUGAAUAUUGGGGGUUAGUGUGUCUUGCUAAUGUGGCAAAUGUUUGCAUGAAGUUCAAAUAGAUUACUGAGAGAUGUUUUAUUUGAAAGAUUGAAUUUUGUUUAACUAGAAAAAUACCUUUUUCAAAUGUUCCUUUUAAAAUCAUUUUCUAGAACAUGUUUUAAUAGAAGACCUUAUGCAGUUUUUCUUAAUUUUGUUUUUCUGUUAGAUCUCACCAAAUAAUUUGCUGUGCAUUAAGUACAGCCAAUAUUUUUUUCUUCAACAUAUGAAAACUUUUGUGGGGAAAACAUUGAAAUGAUUUUAUAAUUAAUAAAAAAAAAAGGCAAAUAGUGUCUACUUUCCCAUAAAUUGCUGAUAAUUUUAGAAAACAAAAGACUGAAUUUUGAUCGAGUUUGUGUAUAUUUUCAGUUGUAAUAUAUUGUAAAUAUUUGCCUUAUGUUUUAUUUGUUUGUGUAGUCUUUAAGAGGUAUUGUUUUGUGUAAAGUUGUUGUUAAUGUUUAAUGAUAUUUUUCAGUGUCAAUUUAGUGAUUGCAUGUGACCCUUUCAGAAUAAAUGUGAUUAUUUUCUUCUCCAA